Colletes gigas is the source of this 783-nucleotide messenger RNA. Its product is annotated as putative eggshell protein. NCBI's taxonomy places the organism in Eukaryota, Metazoa, Arthropoda, Insecta, Hymenoptera, Colletidae. The coding region runs from base 1 to 783 and encodes 260 amino acids. The transcript has 5 exons. The record is from RefSeq and is a predicted model, not a curated record.
AUGGUGUCGUUCGGUCGAACGUCGAGACUCGUCGGGUUUCUCGUCGUUUCGACGAUUCUGUUCGACGGUUCGCGAGCCACCGAGAAAAUUAAGACGGCUUCUGUUGACUUGAAACGCGUGGAGGACCUCGAAGCUUCUCCCAGCGUCCAUGGAGAUGGAGGCAAAUACGGGGAGAAGGGUGGAGGUACAAAGUUUCACGAGGAUCACCAUUCUGUCGAUGAAGAAAAGGGCGACAAGGGCUACAAAGUUUUCCACGAGCACGAUAAGGGCCAGAAAGGGCAUCACGACAUAGAGAACCAUAAAGGAAAAUAUGAUGAAAAGAAAGGGGAAGAGGAGAAAGAGCACGAGGAGGUAGAUCAUUACGAUGAAAAGCAUCAUGGCGAGGAAGGCGAAAAGGCAGCGAAAUUCGACGAGGAAGGGAAACACCAGAAGGGCUACAGCACUAAAGGUGGCCACAGUAUCUUCAAGAAGGACGAGUACGAAAAGAAGCACGACUUUUACGACGAGUACCACGAAGACGGUGAAAAUGAGAAGCAUGGAGGUUACCAUCACGAACACGAGGGCAAAAAGGGUGGCCACGAGAAGAAGGGACAGCUGGACUCUGCUCGUCACGAGCAUCAUCACGGCAAGAAGAAGAAGCAAGAGCAGGGCCAUCAUCAUCGUAAUCAGAAGGGUCGUAAACAAAGCGAGGGCCAGGACAGCCAUCAUCGAGGCGAGAAGAAAUAUGGGAAAAAUGGUGGACACGAAUCGGGGAAGAAAUGGUUCGCGAGCAACGGACAUUAA